Molecule: messenger RNA, 363 nt
Organism: Brettanomyces bruxellensis
Lineage: Eukaryota; Fungi; Ascomycota; Pichiomycetes; Pichiales; Pichiaceae
Exons: 1
Coding region: 1-363 (120 amino acids)
Source: RefSeq, a predicted model, not a curated record
AUGGAAAUUGGCAAACAAAACAAAAGCCGCGCACCAGAACUGUUUUGGCCACUUAACAGUCACCCAAAAUGGAAGCGCGAAAACAAAGAAAACAGCGAUCAAAGUCGUGCACAAUCAGGGCGCCGUGAUCUAGAGAAUCAGCCGUUGCGCAGAGAACAAAGGAAAUAUACCGCAGGAGCGGCCGUCGGGAGGUUGGUAAAUAAUCAGCGGCUGAAAAGGAAACGGCUGGAUGGCGCUCCAGCCACCCCGCUGGCAUUGUUGCCGGUGUCAGCACUUUCGUAUGCGCACCUGGCCUACGAUAACUGGUUACCGAGGUUGAGCGAUGCGCGUAAUCGCAGCGCACGAAUUAAGCUAUGCAUAUGA